AUGACGAUAAAGACACCAUCAUUGUUGUUUUUACCGAGCGUCACCUGCGCUCUGUGUCUGCCACGGUGUCACCAUGUCAAGUCGUGGCUGCUGCUAAUCACCGCCCAGGUGUUCAUCAGGUGGGCGGGGCUUAACUCUCCUUUCCAGCGGGACGCCUGGCACCAUCGCACUUUGGAAACGAUGGGCUGCGGGACCAGCAAAGUGCUGCCCAAGGGCUGCGUGAGCGUCGUGCGGUCGCUGGUGGCCCUCAGCAGAGCGCCAUGUGGGGACCACCAUGGCGGCAAUCAGGACCCCAAGAAGAAGACAGACAAGGGCGGGUGGUUUUCCACCAAAGGGAAGAACCUCCCAUCAGAUGAGUUGUGCGGCGAUAAGCAGCAGCAGCAGCAGGAUAACCCCGAGACAUACAAGGACAAGUUUGACGCGCGUGUCACAACCAGAUAUCUGAUUCUGACCAAGGUCGCGAGGGGGUGCUGGAGCCGAUCUCAGCUGCGGAAGGCGGGAUACGACAUCAAGGCGCUGAUCGGGCGCGGCAGCUUCAGCCGGGUGGUGCGGGCCGAGCACAGGACCAGCUGCCGCCCCUUCGCCAUAAAGCUGAUGGAGCUGGAGGCCCCCCAGGCGCGGGAGGUGUGCGCGGCCGAGCUGGCGGUGCUGCGACGGGUCAACCACGACAACGUGAUCCGGCUGGUGGAGGUCUUCCAGGGGCGGCGACGGGUCUACGCCGUGCUGGAGUUGGCCACCGGCGGCGAACUGUUGGACCGCGUGGUCAGCAAGGGGCACUACACCGAGCAGGACGCCACCCGGGCCCUGCGGAUGGUUCUGGCCGGCGUGGGCUACCUCCAUUCUCUGGGUAUCACUCACAGAGAUCUGAAGCCUGAGAAUCUUCUUUACUACCACCCGGGCGCCGACUCCCGCUUGCUGGUGACGGACUUCGGAUUGGCUACUUUUAGCGGGUCUGAAGCGCCACGUGGUACCGGGGGAAGCGGCACCUGGUCCUUAAGAACGACAUGCGGGACCCCCGAGUACAUGGCCCCGGAAGUGGUGCUCAGGCGCCCGUAUUCCUGCGCGGUGGACAUGUGGGCUGUGGGAGUGAUCGCUUACAUCGUGCUGAGCGGGUCCAUGCCCUUUGAGGACGACUCCCGCCGGCGACUCUACAGAUCCAUUCUCAGAGGGAAAUACAGCUUCCAUGGAGAGCCUUGGCCGUCCGUGUCCAAGCCAGCCAAGGACUUCAUCCGAGGUCUGCUGGAACCGGACCCGGCGCGACGGCCGAGCGCCGAGCGAGCCCUCAGUCACCCCUGGGUGGUCACCAUGGCAGCCAGCUCCUCCACCAGGAACCUCCACAGGUCCAUCUCCCAGAACCUGCGGCUGCGGGCUUCUCGGAACUCCUCGCGGUGCCACAGCAGGACCGCGGACGGGUCGGCCCGAGGAGGACCCGCGAGGCUCCCGGCUGGAAUUUGAUGGUUUUGAUUGACGCUGACUGAGAGGUUGGUGAUGGCGGUUGUAGAAGUGUGGACUGUAUUCGAUUCCAUCGCUGGUCCUAACCUAGAACUUACAAAAUAUUGUUUGGGUUGUUCACAUUGGUGUUUUUGUCAUUUGGCCAAAUUAUUUUGAUGCUCUGCUAUUUUUCGGUUUCAUGAAAAGCUUCAAAAAUAGACUUUUAAACAACUUUUCUGACUUAUUACUGGAUUUUACUACAAUAUUUUGAUCAAAAAUGUCAUCUCCUGGGUUGAAUAUGUACCGUAUUUUUCGGAGUAUAAGUCGCACCGGAGUAUAAGUCGCACCUGCCGAAAAUGCAUAAUAAAGAAGGAAAAAAACAUAUAUAAAUCGCGCUGGAGCCCGGCCAAACUAUGAAAAAAAAAUGCGACUUAUAGUCUGAAAAAUACGGUAAGUCAUUUUUAUUUUGGGAUAUUUUUACCAUUGUAGUUUUAAUUAAAAGCUUCAAAAUUGUACUUUUAUGGAACUUUCAAGACUACAUGAAAUGACUUAAAUAUUCCAAAUUAAAAAUGUAGUCUGCCUAGUUUAACAUGCUAAUUAUUUUUAUAUUCUGCUAUUUUUUACCAUCCUAAGUUUCAUGAAUAGCUUCAAAAAUAGACUUUUAAGCAACUUUUGUGACUUAUUACGUGAUUUUACUACAAUAUUUCAAUCAUAAAUGU
Molecule: messenger RNA, 2150 nt
Organism: Nerophis lumbriciformis (worm pipefish)
Lineage: Eukaryota; Metazoa; Chordata; Actinopteri; Syngnathiformes; Syngnathidae
Source: RefSeq, a predicted model, not a curated record